UUUCUGCUCACCUGAGAGAAUCAAAGUUAAGCCCAAGUAUUAGAAGUAACAUAAAUUCGCCUUCCUACAGAAUCUGUCAAGUCCCCAUCCCAAGAUGUCCUCGGAAGAAAUGAAAAACCUCCACCUGGACGAACGGCACCUGCAGCCAGAAACCAAAGAAGUGAAUGGGAUCCUCAUGUCCAAGAUGAUAAGUGAUAAUUGGGACAAAAUCUGGAACUUCCAAGCAAAGCCUGACGACCUCCUCAUUGCGACCUAUGCAAAGGCAGGUACCACCUGGACACAGGAAAUUGUGGACAUGAUCCAAAAUGAUGGGGAUGUGCAAAAGUGCCAGCGGGCCAACACCUUUGACCGCCACCCUUUCCUCGAGUGGACUUUGCCUCCACCCCUCAACUCGGGUCUGGAUCUGGCUAACAAAAUGCCUUCACCUCGAACCCUGAAGACUCAUCUGCCUGUUCAGAUGCUGCCACCUUCCUUCUGGAAAGAAAACUCAAAGAUUAUCUAUGUGGCCAGAAAUGCCAAGGACUGCCUGGUAUCUUAUUACCAUUUCUCAAGAAUGAAUAAAAUGCUGCCUGACCCUGGGACAUGGGAAGAAUAUGUUGAAACAUUCAAAGCUGGAAACGUGUUGUGGGGCUCCUGGUAUGACCAUGUAAAGGGAUGGUGGGAUGUGAAAGACCAACACCGCAUUCUCUACCUCUUCUAUGAAGACAUGAAAGAGGACCCAAAGAGGGAAAUUGAGAAGAUAGUAAAAUUCCUUGAAAAAGACAUAUCAGAGGAAGUUCUAAAUAAAAUCAUCCAUCAUACCUCCUUUGAUGUAAUGAAGCAAAACCCAAUGGCCAACUAUACCACUCUACCCACCAGCAUCAUGGACCACUCAAUCUCUCCUUUCAUGAGGAAAGGGAUGCCUGGAGACUGGAAGAACUACUUUACUGUGGCACAAAGUGAGGAUUUUGAUGAAGACUACCGGAAGAAGAUGGCAGGGAGCACUAUUACUUUCCGCACAGAGAUCUGAGAGCAAUGGAGUUGGGGGAGGGGACUAGAUUUUCUGACUAUUUUUUUUAGCCAUUUUAAGCCUCAUGUUAAAAUAUAUUUAACACCUAUUCCUGAGCUGUUGCCCAAUUCUGUAGGUCCUAUCAUACUAUGUCAUCAAAAUGUAGCCAAACCCUGUAUAGAACAAUUUCUGUUACAGCAUGUGAUUGUUCUUAGUGACACCUACCACACAACCAUGUACUUUAAUGUUUUUAGGCAAAACACAUGAAUAGACAUACAUGAGAAAAGGAUAUCAACAUAUGAGAGUAAAUAAGAAAAGCAAAGAGUAAGAAGUGAGCACUGAGCAUAAAUGGAAGGAUAGUAGUUUUCUUAUCAACUGUCUUUGUUGUACAACACUGU
Messenger RNA from Peromyscus leucopus (white-footed mouse), 1386 nucleotides. Its product is annotated as sulfotransferase 1C1. The record is from RefSeq and is a predicted model, not a curated record. Gene Ontology annotation, molecular function: sulfotransferase activity. Bases 95 to 1009 code for a protein of 304 amino acids. Gene Ontology annotation, biological process: sulfation. Lineage: Eukaryota; Metazoa; Chordata; Mammalia; Rodentia; Cricetidae. The transcript has 7 exons. Gene Ontology annotation, cellular component: cytoplasm.